Microsporum canis CBS 113480 is the source of this 1239-nucleotide messenger RNA. RefSeq names its product urease. NCBI's taxonomy places the organism in Eukaryota, Fungi, Ascomycota, Eurotiomycetes, Onygenales, Arthrodermataceae. The transcript is spliced from 3 exons. Bases 1 to 1239 code for a protein of 412 amino acids. The record is from RefSeq and is a predicted model, not a curated record.
AUGUCGCGUAAAGAGGACAAGAAGGAGAAGAAGGAGAAGAAGUCGACAGAGGGCGAUGGCACCACUACUCUGGUCGUCAGCAUAGACGACUUUACUCGCACUCGCGACAGCUCCAUCAACCUGCUCACCUAUCGCAUCAACUCGACCGCCCAGGAUCUCUUCCUUGGUGCACAGCAACCUGAACUCUUCCCUCCAACGCUAACUUGCGAACAGGUCAUCGUAGGCCUUGCUGCCUUGCAGUCUGCCGUCUCGGAUCUCUCGCGCGCCUACAUCAACCACGCCAACACGGUGCUUAACCGCGGGCCCUCGAACAUCGAUAUCGGAGGCCUCAACUCGCUGCUGGAGAAUGGAAUCUUUCAACCCAAUGCCGCCGGAGCUGUAGACGGUGAUGCCGGAGCCGCCGCUGCUGGAACUGCCGGGGCUGCUGCUGAGGCCGGAACGGUGCGAGCUCCAAGCCCAGGCGCGCGUUCGGUAGCAGGAACCAAGCGCAAACGCGUCCACGAUCCUAAUGCACCCAAGCGAGCCCUUACAGCGUACUUUCUGUACAUGAAGCAUGAGCGUGCCAACAUCGCUGCGGAACUUGGUACGAAUGCCCGGCCAAAGGAGGUUGCAGACGAAGGAACGCGUCGAUGGAGUGAGAUGAGUGACGCUGAGAGACAGAAAUGGAAACAAUUGUACGCCGAGAACCUAGCCGUCUACAAGGAGCAGAUGAGUGCGUACAAGGCCAGUCUUCCUCCAGGCCACAAGGUCGACACCACCGUCCCCGCCACUCCCAAGCCAGCCAAGGCAGCAAAGACGUCAAAGACAAGCAAGACGUCUACCAAGACUGCCAGGCAAGAAGAUGACCACGACGCUGCGGCAGAGCAGCAGCUUCAGAUGGCCGUCCACGAGGCCACCACUGAGGACACUUCUUCGGACUCGGACUCGUCAAACAACGACAGCCCAGCUGCAACACCCACCCCCUCUCCACCAAAACCGACUCCAAAGUCACAGAAGCGUCGCCAGUCCAAGGCUGCCGCCGCCGCUGCUGCUCCAGCACCGGCGCCAGUGAUCGAGACGCCUACUCCUGCCCCGAAGAAGCCAUCUCCAGAGAAGAAGAAGUCUGACAAGGGCAAAAGCAAAGACAAGGACAGACGUGCCUCCGUUGCUGCCACCGUGGCCGCCCCGUCACCCCAGGAACCGCCCAAGUCGGAGAAGAAGACGAGAAAGAAGCGUAAGAGCGGAAUUGACGAGUUCUAG